UCAACAUCUGCCAUCACCUGAAUUCUAACUCAAAGCAACUUUCAACCUCAUUGAGCUCGAUUAGUCCCUAUAAAACUAACGUUUUUGUCACUAAGAAAGGCAUGUUUAACCUUUUGACGCAACACAAUGGACUUGGCAGUGUUACUAAACUCUCUAAAAUUUUCCAACAUACAGAUGUGAAAACACCACAAAGCUAUUGUUAGUGCUAAAAGAAUCAAAGAAGCAAAUUCAGGGGCAGAAGAAAAGAAAGAAAAAAAGAAAACCCACCAUGCAGUCUAGAACACCAAGCACUGAUGACUUAUCUUGAUCUGAUUUGCGACCGUCAAAGAAAAAAGUAGUAACAGAGUCAGAAACAGCUUGUUUACAAGUGACUUUUUUUUCCUUUUUUGUUGUCUUUAACUGAUGUUUUUACUUUUUAACUGCCACAGGGUUUUACCCCAUAUAUGUUAAGCUCCUAAGUUCGAAGAAUCUUUCUUUGCACCAAUCUUCUGCUGCCUUGAAGAGCUUAAAAACUUGUAGGAUAUGAGUAGGAGAGUGAGGCAGAAAUGUUCACAUAGUAAGGAAAAAGAUCAGACAAAUAUUAGUUCGGAGACCCUGGAUAGUGGAUGUUUGAAUUGUGCUACUAUUUGUGCAGUUGAUUGGACAACCUUGCUUGAUGAUACAGUUAUUCAACUCUUUUCUUAUUUAAAUUAUCGAGAUCGAGCUAGUUUGGCAUCAACUUGUCGAACAUUUAGGCUCUUAGGUUCUUUGCCCUGCUUAUGGGGCUCAUUGGACCUCCGUUCUCACAAAUUUGACACUGCAGCUGCAAUCUCACUCUCCUCACGAUGCAAGAAUCUCCAGAGACUUAAAUUUCAUGCAGCAGGCUCAGCAGAUGCAAUUGUUAGUCUCCAAGCGAGGGCACUUCGAGAAAUAAGUGGUGAUUUCUGUCGGGACAUUACUGAUGCCGCACUUUCAGUGAUAGCAGCAAGACAUGAGAUGCUUGAGAGUGUCCAUCUUGGUCCAGAUGCUUGCGAGCGAAUCAGCAGUGAUGCAAUCAAAGCACUUGCAUAUUGCUGCCCAAGGUUGACGAGGCUUUGGAUGUCAGGUAUUAGGGAAGUUAAUGGAGAUGCCAUAAAUGCUUUGGCUAAGCACUGUAGGCAGUUAAAGGAUGUUGGGCUUGUGGAAUCUGACAACAUUGAUGAAGUGGCUCUUGGAAACUUAAGUUCCAUUAAAUUUUUAUCAGUUGCUGGGACUAGAAACCUUAAAUGGGGGUCUGUGGCACAAGUUUGGAGUAGAUUGCCUCACUUGGCGGGAUUAGAUGUUUCUAGAACUGAUGUAAAUCUUAGUGCUGUUACGAGAUUUUUGUCAUCAUCCCAAAAUUUGAAAGUAUUGCUCGCCUUAAAUUGUCCAGUUUUUGAGGGUGAAGUUGACAGGAACACAAUGCAUUAUCAAAAAGGCAGAAUAUUGCUUACAUUUUUUGAUGACAUGUUCAAGGGAGUCGCUUCACUAUUCAAUGACAAUUCCAAAAAUGUUACUGAUAUGUUGCAGUACUGCAGGAAAUUAAAGAGUAGAGAUAAAAACUUGGAUGAGAUUGUUGUUUGGAUUGAAUGGGUCAUUUCGCAUUCACUUUUGCGUAUAGCAGAAAACAACCUGAAAGAGUUUGAUGAAUUUUGGCUCACACAAGGGGCAGCAGUAUUGCUCAGUUUAUUGCAGAGUUCACAGGAGGAAGUUCAAGAAAGAGCAGCUACUGCUGUUGCAACCUUUGUAGUCGUUGAUGAUGAAAAUGCUACUGUUGAUUGCCAGAGAGCUGAGGCAAUUUUACGCGGAGAUGGAAUACGGCUGCUUUUGAACCUUGCAAGAUCUUGCCAGGAGGGGCUUCAGUCUGAAGCAGCUAAAGGUAUAGCAAACUUGUCCAUAGAUUCAAAAGUUGCAAAAGCCAUUGCUGAAAAUGGAGGAAUCAAUAUCCUUGCCAAUUUAGCAAAAUCAAUGAACAGAUUAGUAGCAGAAGAGGCUGCUGGAGGGCUGUGGAAUCUUUCUGUUGGGGAUGAGCAUAAGGGUGCCAUUGCAGAGGCAGGUGGUAUAAAUGCUUUAGUUGACCUUUUAUUCAAAUGGCCUUCCAGCACUGAUGGACUUCUUGAACGUGCAACUGGAGCACUGGCAAAUUUGGGAGCCGAUGAGAAAUGUAGCAUGGAGGUGGCUAUGGCUGGUGGCAUCCAUGCUUUGGUGAUGCUUGCUCGAACUUGCAAAGUUGAAGGAGUGCAAGAGCAGGCUGCUCGUGCCUUGGCUAAUUUGGCUGCUCAUGGGGAUAGCAACAGCAAUAAUGCUGCUAUUGGGCAAGAGGCAGGCGCACUGGAAGCAUUGGUGCAACUUACUUAUUCUCAAAAUGAAGGCGUAAGGCAGGAAGCGGCUGGUGCUUUGUGGAAUUUGUCAUUUGAUGACAAAAAUCGAGAAAUAAUUUCAGCAGCUGGUGGCAUUGAGGCACUGGUUGCCCUGGCUCAAUCUAGCUCCAGUGCCUCCCAAGGUCUUCAAGAAAGAGCUGCAGGUGCUCUUUGGGGAUUGUCAGUAUCAGAGACUAACAGCAUUGCUAUUGGAAGACAAGGUGGUAUAGCUCCACUUAUUGCAUUGGCACGCUCAGAUAUCGAAGAUGUCCAUGAGACUGCUGCUGGAGCACUCUGGAAUUUGGCUUUUUAUCGUGAUAAUGCUCUCCGUAUAGUACUAGAUGAAGGAGUUCAACCCCUUGUUCAUCUAUGCUCUUCGUCGAUCUCAAAAAUGGCACGUUUUAUGGCUGCAUUAGCCUUGGUUUACAUGUUUGAUGGGAGAAUAGAUGCAGAUGUUCCAGUGGGGCCUUUGCCUUCAUCACAGGGCAUUCCAAAGACUCCAAACAUAGAUGGGAUUGGAAGGAUGGCCUUGAAACAUGUUGAAGAAUUUGUGAUCUCAUUUUAUGAUCCACAAACCUUUUAUGCUGCUGCUGCAUCAUUAGUCCCCACAGCUUUGGCACAGAUAGCAGAAGCCAUAAGAAUACCAGAAGCAGGGCAUCUAAGAUGCAGUGCAACUGAGAUUGACAGAUUUGUCAGAAUGUUAAGGGAUCCUUCUUCUAUACUAAAGUCCUGUUCUGCAUUUGCUCUUUUGCAAUUUACCAUGCCUGGAGGACGGCAUGCAAUGCACCAUUCAGGCCUCCUUCGAAAUGCAUGUGCACCAAGGGUCUUACGUGCUGCUGCUGCUGCAUCAACAGCCCCUAUUCAAGCCAAAAUUUUUGCAAAAAUUGUGCUUCGAAACCUUGAGCACCACCAUGAAGUCUCAAGAUAGUUCUGAUGAUCGUUUCUGCUGAACUCUGCACUUAUAGAUUGUCGUCCCCCAAGAAGUACAAUCUUCUCUAGAGUUGAACCAGGUGGGCUGGAGCAGGCUACCUCAUCCCCGACAACCAGUCUUUUAUGGUUGUGUUAGUCACUAAGGUUCAAAACUAGUCACCCUCCAUACCUCCUGGAUCACUUGUGUAAGUAAAUAAAAGGGAGGCCUGCAUG
Molecule: messenger RNA, 3500 nt
Organism: Durio zibethinus
Lineage: Eukaryota; Viridiplantae; Streptophyta; Magnoliopsida; Malvales; Malvaceae
Source: RefSeq, a predicted model, not a curated record